GGGGGAGAGGGCAAUGAAGAAGAUACUAGACAUCGAAAGAGAAUCUGGAGGUGAUUUUGUGGUGGUAUCCAAUAUGCUCACUGAGCUUGGAAGGUUUAGUGAUGCUGAAAGAGCACGGAAGCUAGUAGAUGAGAUGAAUACUGUUAAGGUUCCUGGGCUUGCUUUGGUUGGCGAGAGUCAGUAAGUCGGAACCAAAUUAUUGGGAAGAAGCUCCACAUAGUUUUAAGAGUUUAUGUUCCAUCAUUAGAAUUGUCUCCCUGCAUUAUACCAAAUAGCCUUCCUACUUUAUGGAAGCAGAGGUGUUGAAUGACAUGUGCCGUACUGCAUUUCCCCUCACUGAUCCACAGUUCAUGAAAAAAUCCAGUUUUCUUUCAGCAUUGUAAUGAUGGAAGCCAUAAAGAAGCUUCAUGGCCAUCUCAUUGUUUCUGGGCUGUACAAUUGCCAAUAUGCAAUGUCUAAGAUUCUCAGAUUCUAUGCUAUCCUACAACCAGAUUUGGUUCUUGCUCAUAAAGUAUAUGGGCAGAUUGAAGCGCCAACAACUUACCUUUGGAAUAUCAUACUCAGGGGGCUUGCUCAAAGCGAUGCACCAGAAGAUGCAAUCGCUUUCUACAACAAGGCUCGAGGAAAAGGCAUGGAGCCGGACAACCUGACGUUUCCGUUCGUAGUGAAGGCCUGUGCAAGGGUUGGUGCUCUUAAUGAAGGGAAACAGAUGCACAGCCAUGUACUGAAGUUCGGGCUUCUUUCAGAUAUCUUUGUUUCCAAUUCGCUGAUUCAUCUGUAUGCUGCCUGUGGUGAUUUGUGCUGUGCAAGAUCUGUUUUCAAUGAGAUGCCAGUUAAGGAUGUGGUGUCCUGGAACUCUUUGAUAUGUGGAUAUAGCCGGUGCAAUAGAUUGAAAGAGGUUUUGAAGUUAUUCAAGUUGAUGCACGAUGCAGGAGUGAGAGCUGAUAAGGUCACUAUGGUCAAGGUUGUUUCUGCGUGCACUCGUCUAGGAGAUUGGAGCAUGGCGGAUUGCUUGGUUAGAUACAUAGAGGAUUACUGCAUAGAGGUGGAUAUUUACUUGGGCAAUACUCUGAUAGAUUACUAUGGCAGGCGUGGUCAGCUCCGAUCAGCAGAAAAGGUUUUCUUUAACAUGAAGGAUAGGAACGCCGUGACACUGAACGCAAUGAUCACCGCAUAUUCAAAAGCUGGAGAUCUGGUUUCGGCAAGAAGGUUAUUCGAGGAAAUUCCUGGCAAAGAUCUGAUCUCGUGGAGCUCUAUGAUAUCUGGCUAUUCACAAGCUAGUCAGUUCUCUAAUGCUUUGGAGCUCUUCAGGAAGAUGCAGAGAGCCAAGGUGAAACCGGACGCGAUCGUGCUUGCAAGUGUACUCUCCGCCUGCGCGCACCUAGGCGCUCUCGAUCUCGGCAAGUGGAUCCACGACUACGUGAGGCGACACGGGAUCGAAGCCGACACCAUCCUGCACAAUUCUCUGAUCGACAUGUACGCGAAAUGCGGAAGCACCAAGGAGGCUCUGCAGGUCUUCAGAGAAAUGAAAGAGAAGGACACCCUAUCAUGGAACUCGAUCAUAAUGGGGCUGGCGAACAACGGCGCCGAGGAGGAAGCCCUGGGCGCCUUCCACGCCAUGAUCGCCGAAGGGUUCAGGCCGAACGAGGUCACCAUCCUCGGCGUGCUGAUCGCCUGCGCCAACGGGAAGCUCGUCGAGGAGGGGCUCGGCCACUUCGAGAGCAUGAGGUCGGUCCACGGCGUGGAGCCGCGGAUGAAGCACUAUGGCGUCGUCGUCGACCUCCUGGGGCGUGCCGGUCGGCUGACCAAGGCGCUGAGGUUCAUCGCCGAGAUGCCCGUCGCUCCUGAGCCCGUCGUCUACAGGAUACUGCUGGGGGCGGCCAGAACGCACGGUGAUUUGGGGAUCGCCGAGGUGGCCGCCGAGAGGCUCAGGGAGCUGGACGACGGGAACAGCGGGGACUACACGCUGAUGAGCAAUGCGUAUGCGGGGGCUGAUAGAUGGGGCGACGCCAUGGAGGUCAGGCAGCGGAUGGAAGAUAGUCGUGUGAGGAAACCGCCCGCUUGCAGUGUCGUCGACUGCUGACCCUGCUAGCUAUAGAGUGAUGCUCGGGUCCAUGGACCGAGAGAAUGAUGUUAAUUAUUCUGUAGCCAAUUUUGUCAUAACGAUGUGAAUAAUGCAAAGCCAGAAGAAAGGAUGCACGCCCGUAGGCACACAUUACUUUUAUUUAAGGAUA
This is a messenger RNA of Triticum aestivum (bread wheat), 2234 nucleotides long. Its product is annotated as pentatricopeptide repeat-containing protein At2g22410, mitochondrial. Gene Ontology annotation, biological process: RNA modification. NCBI's taxonomy places the organism in Eukaryota, Viridiplantae, Streptophyta, Magnoliopsida, Poales, Poaceae. Gene Ontology annotation, molecular function: protein binding; RNA binding. Bases 383 to 2083 code for a protein of 566 amino acids. The record is from RefSeq and is a predicted model, not a curated record. The transcript is spliced from 2 exons.